Molecule: messenger RNA, 541 nt
Organism: Haemorhous mexicanus (house finch)
Lineage: Eukaryota; Metazoa; Chordata; Aves; Passeriformes; Fringillidae
Product: eukaryotic translation initiation factor 3 subunit C-like
Exons: 2
Coding region: 58-369 (103 amino acids)
Source: RefSeq, a predicted model, not a curated record
GGUGAGUCUCACCUGGCACACCUGCAGGCCUCGCUGGACCAGCCCACGGCCACGGUGAUGAUGCACCGGACGGAGCCGACGGCCACGCAGAACCUGGCGCUGCAACUGGCCGAGAAGUUGGGGAACCUGGUGGAGAACAACGAGCGGGUGCUGGACCAGAGACAGGGAGCCUACGGGGGGGUACUUCAGAGACCAGAAAGACGGCGGAUACCGCAAGGGCGACGGGUACCUGCGGCGCGGCGGCUUCCGGCAGGAACGCAGCAACUACUGAGGCACACCUGGCCCGCAGAGACACACCUGGCCCACAGCGGGACCCUCACCUGCCCCAGAGAUCCAUCACCUGCCCCACAGAACCCUCACCUGUUCUGAAAAUCCCCACAGCUGGGCAAAGAGCCAUCACCUGCCCCACAGAGGCCUCACCUGCCCCACAGAGGCCUCACCUGCCCCACAGAGGCCUCACCUGCCCCAUAGGUCCCUCACCUGUUCCAUCGAGGGUCCCGCGGCUGGAAAUUAAUAAAUGAGUAAUUAAAGACUGCGUUAA